Bombina bombina (fire-bellied toad) is the source of this 495-nucleotide messenger RNA. RefSeq names its product HUS1 checkpoint clamp component (gene HUS1). The record is from RefSeq and is a predicted model, not a curated record. NCBI's taxonomy places the organism in Eukaryota, Metazoa, Chordata, Amphibia, Anura, Bombinatoridae. Gene Ontology annotation, cellular component: checkpoint clamp complex; nucleolus; site of double-strand break. Gene Ontology annotation, biological process: mitotic intra-S DNA damage checkpoint signaling; nucleotide-excision repair; telomere maintenance.
AUGGCUUCUGCCCUUUUUAAACAUGGCAACUUGACAAUUACACUAUUACUUACUGUAAGCAACCUUUACUUUAUUUUCACUGAUAAGGUUGCCAAUGGAGGUGUCAGUGUGAUGUGGUGUGAGCUAUGCCAGGGUAACUUCUUUGAUGAGUAUCAGAUGGAAGGGGUGUGUGCAGAACAAAAUGAGAUUUACUUGGAACUGAUUCCUCAAAACCUUUCUGGGGCAUUGAAAACUGCCCAGAAUGCCAAAACAGUGAAAAUGAAGCUCACAAACAAGCAGUGUCCUUGUCUUACAUUGACAGUGGAGUUGGUCAGCAUUUAUUUGCCAGCACUGAAAACCAUGAAGAGCAUUGUGGAGAGAAUAAAGAACCUAAGUAAUUUUAUAGUCAUUGAAGCAAAUUGAAAUGGAGAAAUUAACUUGAAAAUAGAAACAGAUUUGGUGUCGGUCUCAACUCAUUUUAAAGAUCUGGGAAACCCACCCUGGGGUAAGAUGUGA